Messenger RNA from Camellia sinensis, 1105 nucleotides. RefSeq lists its product as uncharacterized. The record is from RefSeq and is a predicted model, not a curated record. Lineage: Eukaryota; Viridiplantae; Streptophyta; Magnoliopsida; Ericales; Theaceae.
UUAGUUUAGAGAGAGGAGAGAGAAGAAAGAACGUAGGCUCCGUUUCUUAUUUUCUCUCUCCCCUUUUCUUCCAUCCAACCCAAGCAGUCUUUGAUCGAUCGAUCGAUCCUGAGCUUCCGCAUAACACGCUUUAAGAUCGAUCCUUACUGUGACUGAGUCAGUCUUCUCUUUCUCUCUCUUCCUCUUGUCUUGUUUCUAUCAGGGAAUCAAAUGAGAAAGCUACUCUCUGAUUAGGUUUAUAUAUAUGUGUGUGUAGAGAGAGAAAGAUAUUUGUUGAAUUGUGGUUUUAGAGAGAGAGAGAGACGAUGGAUGAUUUGGUGGGUUCAUCUGGAUCGUUGAUGAAAAACACAGCCACAACGACUUCUGAUCUGUCUUCAUCUUCUUGGUCGAUAUUUGUCAAUUAUCCUCUCAUUUCUGCUCUCGUCGCCUUCGCUAUCGCCCAAUUCAUCAAGUUCUUCACCACCUGGUAUAAGGAAAGACGAUGGGAUCUCAAGCAACUUAUUGGAUCUGGUGGGAUGCCAUCUUCCCAUUCUGCAACUGUCACUGCUCUUGCUGCAGCCGUUGGUUUCUAUGAUGGAUUUGGAGGAUCACUGUUUGCAACUGCAUUGAUCUUAGCAUGUGUUGUGAUGUAUGACGCAUUUGGUGUAAGAUUACAUGCUGGUCGCCAAGCAGAGGUUUUGAAUCAAAUUGUAUAUGAACUUCCUGUUGAACAUCCUCUGGCUGAGAGCAGACCACUACGUGAACUUCUUGGGCACACCCCGCAACAGGUUAUUGCUGGUGCGUUGUUGGGACUUGUCACAGCAAUAAUCGGUUACGUGAUCACUGGGUCUAGUAAGCAAGCUUGAUCAGCACAGGUUGAUGCCCUCUGGCAGUUUCUGUAACCGUUGAAUCUCCUCAGAUGCCAGGAAUCAGGAUUGCAACUUGCCAAUCUUGUCAUAGAAGUGUUCUCAAAUCCGAAUUUUGAUUUGGGUAUUGUGCAUAAUUCAAUUAGCUUAUUCUUGUAUUAAGUGACCUUUUCAUUUAACAAUAGUACAUUAAAGAUGCAUUAUAUUCGAUUACAAAUUUUUAUGCAAUGAAAAAGUUGAGCAAUGAUUAUUACUUGAUU